This is a messenger RNA of Mobula hypostoma (lesser devil ray), 4068 nucleotides long. It is a transcript of the gene mkrn1, whose product is annotated as makorin, ring finger protein, 1. Bases 60 to 1460 code for a protein of 466 amino acids. The transcript has 8 exons. NCBI's taxonomy places the organism in Eukaryota, Metazoa, Chordata, Chondrichthyes, Myliobatiformes, Myliobatidae. Gene Ontology annotation, molecular function: metal ion binding; ubiquitin protein ligase activity. Gene Ontology annotation, biological process: protein polyubiquitination. The record is from RefSeq and is a predicted model, not a curated record.
UGGUAACGCGGAGACCGCUGGGAGGCCCGGGUGAAGCCGCGAGGUGACAGCGGUGGAUAAUGGCGGAGGCAGCAGCGGCGGCCAUGGGGACGGCGGCGGCAGGAACAGGAGCGGCUGCAGCACCAGUCGCAGGUGGAGGUGGCGGAGGAGUUGGUUGGACUAAACAGGUGACGUGCAGGUAUUUCAUGCAUGGAGUUUGUAAAGAAGGAAACAACUGCCGUUAUUUCCAUGAUCUUUCAGCCAGCAAGCCUUCACUAAUUUGCAAGUACUUUCAGAGAGGAUGUUGCAGCUAUGGAGAUCGCUGCAGGUAUGACCAUGUGAAGCCGUCAAAGCAAGGAUUGUCGGAGUUUCAGAGUGGUCCUACACCACUGGCCCCGAAGGAUUCUGCCACAGCAUCAGCUACAAAACUUACUCCACUUACCAAAUUAAAUGGUGAAAUGAGCACAAAAACAGCAGUGAUUGAGGAAUCCAAACCUUCAAGAACAAGCUCAAAUCUGGAGGACUGGGUUAAUGCAGCAGAGUUUAUACCUGGACAGCCAUACUGUGGACGAACUGUACCAACUUACCAGGAAGCAAGAAUGGAAAAGUUAAUAAUAGAAGAGAGCUUUGAGGCCACACAGACUGUUGAAGAAGUUAAGAAACAAAUGUGUCCAUAUGCUGCUUUGGGAGAGUGUCGAUAUGGUGUGAAUUGCGUUUACCUCCAUGGAGAUGUAUGCGAUAUGUGUGGCCUGCAGGUUCUUCACCCAACUGAUGCCUCUCAAAGAUCAGACCACAUAAAGGCUUGUAUUGAGGCCCAUGAGAAGGACAUGGAACUAUCUUUUGCCAUUCAACGCAGCAAGGACAUUAUAUGUGGCAUCUGCAUGGAAGUAAUAUACGAGAAAACAAAUGCAAGUGAGCGGCGUUUUGGAAUCAUGUCCAACUGCAGUCAUACCUACUGUCUCAAUUGUAUUCGAAAAUGGAGGAGUGCUAAACAAUUUGAAAAUAAAAUUGUAAAAUCCUGUCCGGAAUGUCGAAUUACAUCAAAUUUUGUCAUUCCUAGUGAAUAUUGGGUGGAAGACAAGGAAGAAAAACAAAAACUUAUCAAGAAGUAUAAAGAGGCAAUGAGCAAUAAAGCAUGUCGAUAUUUUGAUCAGGGACGUGGGACUUGUCCCUUUGGGGUGAACUGUUUCUACAAGCAUGCAUACCCUGAUGGCCGCUUGGAAGAGCCUCAACCACAAAGGAAGCCAAUUGGAUCAAUGGGUAGAUAUCGGAACCAGCGGAGGGCACAUUUCUGGGAUUUCAUUGAAGAGAGAGCAAGCGCUGAUUCCUAUGAAGAUGAUGAAAUGGUCACCUUUGAGCUUGGUGAAGUGCUACUAAUGCUUUUAGCAGAUGGCCCUGAUGAUGACUUUUCAGAUUCUGGUGAUGAGUGGGACUUGUUCCAUGAUGAAAUGGAUGUUGAUUAUUAUGAAUUUGACCUAUAGCACCCAAUGUUGAUUUUGGACUGUCUGUUCUUUGUUUUUUUAGACAGUAGCUUUUCCUGUGUUGUGGCAGUGCCAUAUUGUCUUAGGCAGGCCAAGCACUCUGGGUGCAGUUUCACUUUGGACGUUUGUGCGGAGUUCUUUGUCAGUAGUACAUCAAAAAAGAAACUUGUUCUUUGUAAGUUAAAUUAACUUGCUUUGCUCAAGGUGAUAAGCUGUAAGAUAAAUAUAGCAACUAACUAUAUUUAUUCAUGUGGAAAUAGAGAUGGGUUUAGGUACCUGACCUAACAUUGGGUAUCUGUCCUUGAUGGUUCUGAAAGUGAUAUUAACACUUACAAAACCCUGAGAUCAGCAAAGGACCACGUAGACCUUAAUUCAUCUGAUAGCUUGUGUUAUUCCAUAUGACACGCUAUCCACGUUCUGCAUUUGUUUUUAAAGAGGGUGUCCUGCAGCAGUGGCCUUUAAGAGUCUGGGUAUAAAGUAAUUAUGAUUAACAACCAUUGUCUUUUCCUGUCUUUCUAUUUUUUUUAAUUUUAUAUAGUAUGCUAAUAGAGCUCAGGAACCUUGCUAAGAGCUACUGAGUAGAAAGUGAGGGAGCUGAACCAAUACACCACUGAAGUAAGGAGCUGGCUUCAUUUCUGGACUUUUGCUCCCACGUACUGUAUGGUUGAACAACUCCCUCUUGAACAUAUGUCAUCAAUCAGCACUCAGUUUAUACAAAAAUAUUUUUUAAAGAAACUCUAAUAGAUCAGAAAGAAGAGGAUGUUAAUCAGAAUUAUUCUGUGGUUUAGUCUCAAAGAAGGAAUCCACUGUUAAGAUUCCACUUUAUGUAUACAAUUCAGAAAGGUUGUUUGCCAUGAUAAAAUGAAUUGAUGGCAUUUUAAAAAUAUAACAAAACUUGAUAUAGUACUACCAGAUUCUACAAAAAUGUGAGGUUAGCUAUUCCAUAUAAUGUUUUUUUAUUUAUUAACUAUUGGCUAUUCUGACUGACAUUUCCAUGUUAGUUGUCUUAUUUAAAUUCUAAUCUAGAUUAAAAAUAAUAAUUAUAGAAUUACUGAAGUCAUCAUAUUUAUCCCUGUGUUUUGUAAAAUGCCGUCUCAUUUUGUAACUUAUCACAAGUUAUAUCUGACUGAAUUCACUUCAGAUUCCAUUUUGAUUCUUAAAAUAUAGAAUGUUCUUGGUGAAACUGAUUUGAUCUGCUGUUUGAGAAUGAUAAGAAUGAGUAUUUCAUAAUUCAUCAAUUUCAGGCUAAAUGUGUAAAUUUCCAGAUUCAGGCAGAUGAACAUCCACUAUUCACUCCUUUUAUAAAUGCUCACAUGUUAACUAAUUGAUGGAUGGGUUGAAAAUGCUGAGAGUCAGUGAAUGAGAUUCAGUCAAAAGUACCUAUUUCUACCACCUUGUAUAAAUAUAUUGAAAUUCCACAUCCUCGGUCUCUGGCUUCAUGGUAUCUGCACAAUAUGAACUCAUUUGCAGACUGAAAAUUAGCAUCCAUGUUUCUAUUAUCCUUUAGAGGAUAUUAGGAUUCUGUGAUUAUUUUUAAUGAAAGCAUGAGAAGCUGAGUUUUGUGGCAUGACUUGGAUAUGUAAUAAUGCAAAUUAGCCCCUUUCCCUUUUUGUGGAACUGCACGAGAGGUCUGAUUUUGUGAAGAGGUUUUGCUGUUGUGAGCCUAUUCAUCUUGGCAAUGAAAGUGGAAGUAAAUGUAGAUUGCCAAAGCUGUUUGAGAUCAGUUACCCAUACCUCUGGAAAUGCAGCUGGAACAGAUGCCCUUUAAAAUGUCAUAAUAUGAGUUAAAAAAAAACAGCAUUUUUCUAAAUAAAUAUCUUUUGCUCUAAGCCUUGUUGUUUGUCUCCUCUAUCCCUGGAUUUAAGAGGAAAAAUAUGUUCUCUUCAUGAGAAUUGCGGCUGAGAGCCUAAUGGAGGAGCAGCAUAUGCCUUGAAGAUGGUGAAAAGUCGUUGGAGAGGCAAGAAGCAAAUUAUUUUUCCACAGAAUACACAACCUCAUAGAUCUUUGUGGCUGAUUCAGUUAAAUUUCUGGCCACUGAAUGUUAGUAAUGGGAACUUUAGGCAUAAAGGGUCAUACACACCAAGUCUGCAUUUACGAUCAACAACCCACUUACUCGCAUCUUAAUUUAUUCACCAUACACAAAGUUCAAAUUUACGGUGGCCAAUUCAUCCCACAGAGGACGGCAUCUGAAAUCAAGAUUUGACUGUGAGGCAGUAGCUCUACUAGCUUUUACAAUGUUAUUACUAUUUUAAUAAUGUAGUAAUAUUUUAUUUCACAAGGAUAUUGUUUGAUACUCCUGUCUUCCUGUGAUAAGAUCACUAAUGUCCACCAACCAUGGCUGUCAGUUUCAACAUUGACUUGUACCUGUGGAAAAUUGCCUAGAUAUAUACUCAGAAAAUAAUAAGAAUAAAUUCAGUCUCAUGAAUUACUGUUCCAUCUGACAUCAGCAAUGUGAUGGAAUGUGUUGUAACAGUGCUAUCAGAAAGCAUUCGCUAAUAACUUGUUCAUCACCAUUUGCUUUGAGUUUGUCAGGACCAUUUGGCCUAAGAUGUUAUUUAGCCUUCAUGCAACUUUGGAGGUGAAAUGAGAGUGAAAACACUUAAUAAAG